GAUACUUCAUCGCCUACUUGGUCUUGGAGUUGACUGCGGAUAGUUUAGUAAACAAAGCCUGUAUUUUGCGCUCCGUUACUCACUCAACUUCAACUUACAGCUUCAUUUUGAUUCCAUACUCGAGUACAGAGCUUCAGAAAUCCCCUUAUGGUAACAUGUCGGCGAAAAUCAAAUCUAACGUGAACUCGGCGUUCAAGAUGAAUGGCUUGUCUCUUCGAAGUGAUGCCAUCAAGUAUUUGGUGGAGGCUCUGGGCUCAGUGGCUGAUAUACAGGAGAGAGAGCAGUGCUUGGAGAGAAUCAUCGAGACAGUACAGAAACAGCCUUUGACAUCAUCACUGGUAUCCAUGGAAAUCCUCAAGGCAGCCAUCGAUGAGUGUAACGAGGGGGAGGAGCAGGAAAAUGAGAGGGCGUUUGCCGUCAUUGACGCUUUCACUGUCCCCAGAUUCACCUACAAUCAGGAUAGGAAGAAGUUCCUCAAGAACAACUCGGUACCCUGCUUGCACGCUGGUGCCCAGGCUAAAGCUGACCUGUUCCUGGAGCGUUACACACUCCUACAGCAGCGGACAGCAAGACAUAGUCUCUUUACUCCACCGGUGCCCGGCACAGCCACAGAUAACAACGCAAGGAAAUUUCAGCUGAAACCUGUGGAGUUCCUGCUAGGCAGCACUGCCAAGCUUGGAGAAAUCAUCGUGCUGGGUAUGCUUACCCAACUCAAAGAGGGCAAGUUUUUCCUGGAAGAUCCUACCGGAGCUGUUCAACUUGACCUCAGCAAAGCACAGUUCCACACUGGACUGUUCACCGAGAACUGCUUUGUCCUAGCGGAGGGCUGGUAUGAAGACCAAGUCUUCCACAUCACAGCGUUUGGAUUCCCACCCUCUGAACCUGCAGAGGCCACCAGAGCCUACUUUGGCAGUUUGAACUUCUUUGGCGGUCCGUCCCCGACUUGUGCUAAGUCCUCAGAGAAACUCCUGACGAUAGAGAAAGACAACGAAGAGGCCAUGUUUGUCUUUGUGUCGGACAUUUGGCUGGACCAGCUCCGGGUCCGAGAGAAACUCAACACGCUCUUCACCGGCUACUCCGAGAUGCCUCCGACGUGCUUUGUCUUCUGUGGCAACUUCACCUCCAAGCCUUAUGGCAGCAAUCACGUCAAGACUCUACGAGAAUCAUUACAAGCUCUGAGUGACAUGUUGCAAGAGUACCCCACCCUGCUUCAGAGAAGUCGGUUCAUCUUUGUUCCUGGUCCUCAGGAUCCUGGCCCGGCCGCCAUUCUACCAAGGCCUCCCAUACCAGACGUAAUCACGGAAGAGUUUUGUCGGAGGGUUCCUUCUGCGAUAUUCACAACCAACCCCUGCAGGAUGCAGUAUUGCACGCAGGAGAUAGUUGUGUUUCGAGAGGAUAUAGUCAUGAAGAUGUGUCGUAACUGCAUCCGUUUCCCAGACAACAGUGCUGAAAUUCCCAAUCACUUUGUCAAGACAGUAGUGUGCCAGUCCCACCUGUGUCCCCUACCCCUCCACGCCUCCCCUAUCUACUGGGCCUACGAUAACGCCAUGAGGCUCUACCCCUUACCUGAUCUGGUCGUAUUCGGUGACAAGUACGACCCCUUCACCAUCAAUAAUGCAAACUGCAAGUGCACAAAUACGGGAUCAUUUUCCAAGAGCGGUUUUGGCUUCAAGGUUUACUACCCACAGACCAAAGAGAUUGAGGACAGCAAAAUUGAGGACGAAUGAAAGGCAGCAUCACGUGGGCCAGCGUCUCCUUUUCAUCAAACUGGACUUUAUCAUCGCAACCGCAUGUACGUGGCAAUGAUUCAAAGCUGGAUGGCAACUAGAAGUUGGCAGAUACUUUUGCCAAAUUAUUAACAUGUGACUCAUGAGUCAUACCAUACAUGUUUCGUUCUCUUGGAUGACUAAUAAUGCUACCAAUUUGUUAAACCCAAGGCUGUUAAGUAAGCCCCACAGAGGUUUGUAAAAGUACCAAUACACAGUGACUUAUGCAAAAAGGUGCUCAAAAUUGGUGUGGUUUUCUUGUCUACAGAUAGGCUACGCAGUACUUAAAGGGAAUAUACAACAUUUGCUUUUGCUGUACUUUUCAGAAUGGAUGGAUUUGGGGGUUAGUAUUUUAUAGCAAAUAUUGUUACAC
Molecule: messenger RNA, 2139 nt
Organism: Patiria miniata (bat star)
Lineage: Eukaryota; Metazoa; Echinodermata; Asteroidea; Valvatida; Asterinidae
Gene: pole2
Product: DNA polymerase epsilon subunit 2-like
Exons: 14
Coding region: 156-1727 (523 amino acids)
Biological process (GO): error-prone translesion synthesis; DNA-templated DNA replication
Cellular component (GO): epsilon DNA polymerase complex
Molecular function (GO): DNA binding
Source: RefSeq, a predicted model, not a curated record